AUGGUUUCCGCAUCCAAGGCCGCCCGCCAGGCAAAACGUGCCGCAGAGGUAAACUCGAAGAACGCCUCUCAAGCUUCGUCUGUCAAUGGCGAUGCGGUGGAUGAUACCAAUCUUGUCGAUGAGCCAGCCACCAGCGCCGCCAAAAUGUCUGAUGUCAAAAAGUUGACAGAACAGAUGGAUAAGCACGGUUUAUCUGACCGCGUCACGACCGGGGUGUUGUCAUCGCUUGCCGCCAGUCGGGACGUCAAAAUUACUUCAGCAUCUCUCGUUUUCCACGGCCGUGUCCUGAUUACCGAUACCACCCUAGAGCUCAACUAUGGUCGCCGAUACGGCCUGCUCGGUGAGAACGGGUGCGGCAAAUCCACACUUUUGAAAGCUAUCGACAAGAGAGAAUUCCCCAUCCCCGAACACAUUGAUAUCUACCUGCUGAAUGAGGGUGCACCACCGAGCGAGCUUGGCGCCUUGGAAUGGGUUGUUAGAGAGGCGGAAAACGAAAUGGACAGGCUAGAUAAACUAGCUGAAGAAAUUCUAGAGAAAGACGGACCAGAGAGCCCUAUUCUUGAGGACCUUUACGAGCGUAUGGAAACUAUGGACCCGUCGACGUUUCAUACCAGAGCCUCCUUGAUCCUCACUGGUUUGGGUUUUAACAAGCACACUAUUACCAAGAAGACAAAGGACAUGUCCGGUGGUUGGAGGAUGCGUGUUGCGCUCGGAAAAGCUUUGUUUGUGAAGCCAUCAUUGCUCCUACUCGAUGACCCAACUGCCCAUCUCGACUUGGAGGCUUGUGUGUGGCUAGAAGAAUACCUGAAAAAAUGGGAUCGUACGCUCAUACUCGUUUCACACAGUAUGGACUUUUUGAACGGUGUUUGCACAACUAUGAUCGAUAUGCGUCAAAGGCAGUUGGUGUAUUAUGGUGGUAACUACGACACGUACCACAAGACUCGUUCCGAAAACGAGACCAACCAGAUGAAGGCCUACCAUAAGCAACAAGAAGAAAUUGCACACAUUAAAAAAUUCAUCGCGUCUGCCGGAACAUACGCCAACCUUGUACGACAAGCCAAGUCGCGUCAAAAGAUCCUGGACAAAAUGGAGGCCGAAGGAUUUAUCCAGCCAGUCAUCCCGGAUAAAGUUUUCACAUUCCGUUUCGCGGAUGUUGAGAAACUACCCCCACCCGUUCUCUCCUUCGACGACGUGACAUUCUCUUAUAGCGGAGAGUCGAAAGACAACCUCUACGAGCAUCUCGACUUUGGUGUUGACAUGGAUUCUAGAACUGCCUUGGUCGGACCUAACGGUGUUGGAAAAUCCACUCUUCUUCGUCUCAUGACCGGUAAACUAAGCCCGACGUCUGGCACUGUCACGCGUCAUACCCAUUUGAAGCUGGGAUUGUACAGUCAGCACUCCGCAGAACAGCUCGAUCUCACGAAAUCCGCUCUUGAUUUUGUCAGAGACAAAUACAAGGAAAAGUCGCAGGACUAUCAAUACUGGCGCCAGCAACUUGGUCGAUAUGGGCUUACUGGUGAAGCUCAGACAGCCUUGAUGGGCACUCUGUCUGAGGGCCAAAAGAGCAGAAUCGUCUUUGCCUUGCUUGCCAUUGAUGGGCCCAACAUGCUUCUCCUCGACGAACCAACCAACGGUCUUGAUAUUCCUACUAUCGAUAGUUUGGCAGAUGCUAUUAACGCGUUUAGUGGAGGUGUUGUGGUCGUCUCCCACGAUUUCAGGUUGCUUGAUAAGAUCGCCAAGGACAUCAUGGUUUGCGAAUACAAGACUGUUCGCCGGUGGGACGGCACUAUUGGCGAAUACAAGACUCACUUGAGGAAAAAGAUGAUUUCCGCUGGGCAGGUUUAA
This is a messenger RNA of Uncinocarpus reesii 1704, 1845 nucleotides long. RefSeq lists its product as uncharacterized. The transcript is spliced from 4 exons. The record is from RefSeq and is a predicted model, not a curated record. Bases 1 to 1845 code for a protein of 614 amino acids. Gene Ontology annotation, molecular function: ATP binding; ATP hydrolysis activity. Lineage: Eukaryota; Fungi; Ascomycota; Eurotiomycetes; Onygenales; Onygenaceae.